Molecule: messenger RNA, 3761 nt
Organism: Musca vetustissima
Lineage: Eukaryota; Metazoa; Arthropoda; Insecta; Diptera; Muscidae
Gene: dila
Product: centrosomal protein of 131 kDa
Exons: 9
Coding region: 1-3750 (1249 amino acids)
Biological process (GO): intraciliary transport involved in cilium assembly; regulation of centrosome duplication; cilium assembly
Cellular component (GO): centriolar satellite
Source: RefSeq, a predicted model, not a curated record
AUGGAUUUAAGUUUGAGAGGUUCACAGAUAAAUUUGGUUAAUCGUCAAAAACCCAAACCAAAAUUUAGUUCACAAAAUAAUCUCCUGAGAAGUGGGACAUUACAGAGACCCAGCUCUCAGUUGAGGCCACGUUCGGCAAGUUUCUUUGAUCGACGUUGCCAAAAUUCACCAUUUCCCUUUCGCCCGCAAUCGGCAGAUCCGAAAUUUGGUAGAAAUUUCCAUAGCCCCUGUGGUUCGUUUGGCACAAAUACCGAUUCGGAAUAUUCCAAUUUGAAUUUAAGUAAAAGGCAACAGCAGCGGUUCCAAUCCGUGUCCUCUUCGAAUUUAUUAAAAUUAUUGUUGGAUGAGCCCAUUCGAAGGCCAUGGCUUUGUAAGGAUAACUCCUCGACUACUCACAGUGAUGGUGAUGCUUCCUCUAGUCGGGAUAAUCAAUCGGAAUUAAGUUCAUAUCGUCGAAGUGGUAGCUGUUCCAGUCUUCAUCGCCCCCUGAAUAACGAAAAAUUUAUGACCACCCUUAGAAACCCCACACGGAAAAUAUCCACCACACAAUCUAUGCAGCAUACCAGCAAGGUUACUUCCACAAAUAAUUCGUAUUAUCAAACAUCGGGGUCUUUGAAACCUGAUCUGCCAGGGAGGGUAUCAUUUUCGAAACCCUCAUCCUCGAAUAUUCCAAGUGACAACGAUUCCAGUGAUUAUGAAAAUCCCUAUUUUCAUAAACCACACAUAGCAGCUUCAGAGGAACAAAGUAUUUCAGCUCCAGGUCCCGUCAAGCCUGAGGAUUAUAAUUUUGAAACUAAACCCAAAUUGGGUCUUACCAAAGAACUUUCCAACUUGAGUCUCAAAAAGUCGGUACAUUUUGGUUCCCCAGCCAAUGGUGAGGAGGUUGUAGCGGAAACCUUUGAAUAUCCCAAGUGUCCUUCGGAAAAUUGUUCCUGUAGCACAAGAUCUUCUUCGUCGAGUAGCCUGCAGGAUCCUCUCAGUCCAAAGUGUUAUUGUAAUCAGCCCAGCUGUAAAUUUUAUGCGGAAACUUCUUUGAAUAAAAAUAAAAAUUCGGAAAUGGAAAAAUCGCCCUCCCUCUCACCUUCCCAUAAAAUAUCCAGGGACCUCAAGGAGCCUGAAGAGUCGCAGGUCAUAAGAGACUAUAAAAAUGCUGUGGGGGAACAAUUGGAAAACUCGGUGGUAAAAAAUAUUUUAGAUGAAGGCUCAAGCAGUACCAAAACCUCCAAUGGUCUAAACAAUUUUGAACUGCCCUCCUAUCUUUCCAAAUAUUCGCUAAACUCCCAAACCAGCGGCGAACGUCUUGACAAACCCAACAAUAUUGCGGAGAAAAACAAUAGCCUCAAUGCCUUUAAAAGUGAAAUGGCCAAAAAGGACAUUUUGAAAAUGGAUAACAAAUUGGAAACUUUGAGCUCGGGAGGUAAGAAAUCUACCACAGAAUCCGUAAUAAAUAACUAUCUAAAGGUGUCCGGAUCCACCGCCAACAUCAUUAAGAAAAAGGAGAAUAAUAACAACAAAAAUUCCGAAAAUGACAACAAAAAGCCCAGCUCUGCCUCAGCCACCACUCCCAUUUUGGCUACCCAAACGAAGAAUAAUAAAACCAAGCCCCCCUCAGCUUCCACCAUAGCUCCGCUAACCCAAAAUAACAUUAAGAAGGCCAAGAGUUUUGGUAAUUUGCGUGAGGAUUCCAAUUUACAAGAAUUCAAUAUUGAUAAAAUCGAUUCGUGGAUGUCAAUGCAUGAGGAGGCCCAAAAUAGGAAAAAGGAUGGGGAUGAUCUGGCUAAGCAUGCCGCCUCCCUGGAUGAUUCAUUUGAAAAAUUUACACGCGAGACUUUAGAUGCCAUGGAUGCUGAUGGUGAGGAAGACGCAGAAGGCGAGGCAGAUGAUGAGGAUAAACAUUCGCUGAAAUCGUUGGAUCAGUCGCAGGAUGAUUCGACCUAUGAGGAAAUUGUAUCGGUGAUCAAGGAGAUUGAAGAGGAUAAAAAGAAGGAUAAUUUGGCCGAACGCAUGAAUUCCGAAAUGGAUCUAAAGCUGAGCACUACGCCAAGCGUGGGUACACCUCAUCCAACUACGGAAUCCGAAAAGCCACCAAAAUCUCCAGACAAGUUUCGAGAUAUUCUCAGCUAUUUGGACAAUGUGGAGGAUAGUUGUGAGAAAACAUUGCUGGAGACCAGGCGAUCUAUGCCGGAUAGCAAUAGGACAGAGGUGGAGUUUGUGGUCGAACCAGAUAUUGCAGAAGAUGUUCCGAAGCUCUCCGAUUUGCUAAUGCUACCCAAUCAUCAAUUGGCACGUCGGGUGAUUGCCCUAAGCCUUCGAGCCAAUGAGCUGGCCAAUGCGGUACAUCUCUCCAAGGAGCAUGUUAUGAAAAUACGUACCGAAAAACAGAAGACCAUACGAGCGGAAAAGGCCAAUUCCGCCAAUCGUAUGAGGGAGCAAAAGAAACACUACGAGACCAUUGUUAAGAGGCAUCAGGGUUUCAUCGAACAGCUGUUGAAAGAUAAAGGAUCGCUAUGCGAAAAAGUCGCAGCCCUCACUCGUCGCCUCGAAAGUCAAAAUCAAGCCUGGGAACAUAAAUUGGAAACCGAAGUCGCCCGAGUAAAGGAAACCACGUUGGCUGGAGAGAAAAUACGCCGCGAAAGAUGGGUUCGAGAAAAUACCAAGAAGAUUAAGGAAUUGACUGUGAAGGGUCUUGAGGCGGAAAUAAAUAAAAUGAACUGCAAUCAUCAGCAACAAAUCACCGAACUUAAGAGGGCCCAUCAACAACAGCUGCUGGAUGCUUUGGAGGAGGCUCGUCUAAAACAUGAGCAGAUUGAAAAUAGUAUUCGUGAGUCCUGUGCCCAGGAUAGAGAGUCGAUUAUUAGCAAGGAGAGAAAUGCCAUAAGGGAGAGAUUCGAACGCCAGCUGGAAGAGGAGCGCAAAUCCUUCGAUGAGCAAAAACAAAAACUAGCCGAAGAUUUUAAUAACGAAAAAGAACGUCUGCAAAAUGAAUUGAAAUCCAAGGAAUUAGAACUACAAACUAAACGUUCCGAAUGGCAACGUGAAAAGGAGCAGGAAUUAGAUCAAACCAUUACCGAAUUGCAAGAAAAAAUGUCGAAACAAGAAGAAAAAUUCUUGAAUCGUAUUAACACCAUCGAAAAACAAUAUGAAGCCGAUUUUGAGCUCUGGAAAAAGGAAUACGAAAGUCAGUGUAAGGCCCAACAGGCGGAAAAGGAGAAUUCAAUACGUCAACAUUAUCGUGCUGAAAGAGAUCGUCAAAUCGAUGCCAUUGUCCAGCGCAUGGACGCGGAGGCGUUGAAAAAUAAUGAAGAAUUUGAAAAUAAGAUGAGCCGUCUCCGUGAAAAAUAUGAAAAGGACUUGCAGGAGUUGGAGAACCUGGAAAAAUCGGUGAGAGAAAAAUACAAUGACACCAGAUCGAAAUUGGCGGAAUCCGAUGCCCAGGUUCGAAAUUUUCAGGCUGAGGUGAAACAGUUGCAAAUUGAAUUGGAACAUAGUAAGAAGAUGUCCUCCGAAUUGCUCAUGGAACGUGAUCGAUUGCGUGAGAAUCUUCGCAACGAAGUCCAGAGUGAGGUGCAGGCAUUGAAAAUGGAACGCGACGAGGAAAUUCAAAAGAUUCACAAGAGGGUCCAACAAGCCAUUGAAAAGAAGGAUGCCACCAUUGACAUUCUCCAAAAGGAGAAUGGUUCCUUGCGGGAACGCUGCCUUAAAUUGGAGGCUGUUAUACGCCAACAACGAAAGGAUUAUUGUGUUAAGUAAAAAAAAUAUGU